AUGGCAGCCGAAGUCGCCUCUCGAAAAUGCCUGGGCACCGACUGUGGGAAGGAUGCUGGAUCGCUUCAGUGCCCGACAUGUCUGAAGAUGGGCCUCGACAGCUUCUUCUGUUCGCAGGACUGUUUCAAACGAAGCUGGAGCGACCACAAAGCUCUCCACAAAAAGAGUAAUUUCCUCACCAACCUUUUCCCUCCAAAAGUAGUUUCUGAACCAGACCCAGCAACCGGACUAUUCAACCCUUUCCCUUCCUUCGGGUUCACCGGAUCCCUCCGGCCUGUCUACCCUCUAUCGCCCAUGAGGACCGUGCCCAAAUCCAUCCCCCACCCGGACUACGCGAAGGAUGGCAUACCCCGCUCGGAGCAGAAGUUUGUUGGCCGACACAACAUCACUAUUCUGAACAAGGCGGAGCAGGAGGGUAUGCGCAAAGUAUGUCGACUAGCACGAGAGGUGCUUGACAUUGCUGCGCGGGAAUUGAGGCCCGGCGUCACCACCGAUUAUAUCGAUGAGGUUGUCCACAAAGCGUGCAUUGAGCGCAACUCUUAUCCUUCACCCCUUAACUACGUUCACUUUCCCAAGUCGGUCUGCACGUCCAUCAACGAAACGAUUUGCCACGGUAUUCCUGACCAACGGCCGCUUGAGGAUGGCGAUAUCAUCAACAUUGACGUUACCUUGUAUCAUGAAGGUUUCCAUGGAGAUAUCAACGAGACAUACUAUGUGGGAGAGAAGGCGCGAUCGAAUCCAGAUGCCGUGCGGGUCGUGGAGACGGCACGGGAGUGCUUGGACAAGUCCAUUGAGAUUGUCAAGCCGGGAAUGCUGUUCCGGGACCCUGGAAAUGUGAUUGAAAAGCAUGCCAAGAGCCGGAACUGCAGUGUAGUCAAGAGCUACUGCGGUCACGGUAUCAACCAACUUUUCCACUGCGCGCCGAAUGUUCCCCAUUAUGCCAAAAACAAGGCGGUAGGAACGGCGAAGCCCGGCAUGUGCUUCACGAUCGAGCCUAUGAUCAAUAUUGGUACGCACCGCGACCGCCUAUGGCCGGAUGACUGGACUAGCACGACGGCGGACGGUUCGUUGUCCGCUCAAUUUGAACACACGCUUUUGGUGACAGAAGACGGUGUCGAAGUCCUAACCGCGCGUCUGCCGGACUCGCCUGGUGGUCCCAUUCCUAUGCCUGGUACGGAGGCAGCGGGCGAGGUGAAGACGGAUGCGUGA
This is a messenger RNA of Aspergillus nidulans FGSC A4, 1209 nucleotides long. Its product is annotated as methionine aminopeptidase MAP1. Gene Ontology annotation, molecular function: metalloaminopeptidase activity; initiator methionyl aminopeptidase activity; metal ion binding. The transcript has 3 exons. The record is from RefSeq and is a predicted model, not a curated record. NCBI's taxonomy places the organism in Eukaryota, Fungi, Ascomycota, Eurotiomycetes, Eurotiales, Aspergillaceae. Gene Ontology annotation, cellular component: cytoplasm. The coding region runs from base 1 to 1209 and encodes 402 amino acids. Gene Ontology annotation, biological process: proteolysis.